Notodromas monacha is the source of this 1000-nucleotide messenger RNA. Lineage: Eukaryota; Metazoa; Arthropoda; Ostracoda; Podocopida; Cyprididae. The record is from the annotation of a GenBank genome assembly.
AUGUCACCAGGAACUUGUAAUUUCCACAGGGAAGGAACCGAGGAAAGGGCCAGAUCCACUUCCGGAGUAGACGUUCAAGACGAACUCGAAAAGCCGAAUGAAUUAUCAACGAGAGGACCGGAAGAAGAGAAUGCGGAAACCGAGGAAUUUGAGUAUUACGACGAAGAAGACCCGCAAGAAAACGGAAACGAUCCCAGCGACGAGGAAAACGAAAAAGAAGCACGUAACGACGAGAACCUGCCAAACAUCGACUUGCUCGUCAGAGACGCGGAGAAAUUCAAAACCUGGGCAUCGGAUAAAAUCUCGCCAUGGGUCUCAGAACAAGCCAGUAGCCAAACUCCAGACCUGGUUUUCACACCCGUGGACUACGACUGGCAGAAAAUGGCGAGCAGACAUCCUAUCGCUUCUGCUGCUCUUCAACCACACCACGACUCCAAAUCAACACCAGAAUACAUCAAAGAAUCCAAAAUGACCACAGUAGGUACUUGGGCAAGCGACACUGAGAUUCUCGCGGCAUCGACACUUUUGCGAACAACGAUCUUCAUAUACGCGAAAGAGGGACGCAAUAUGAAGUGGUUCAAGUUUCCAGCAAACGCACUCAUGCGCAACAUCGUGCCUAAUGAGAAGAGCAUUUACUUGUGUCACACGGCUGGUUGUCAUUACGACUACGUCACGGCAGUGGCCAACGCCAACUCUAAUUCAACGUCUUACAAAAGCAAAUCAAAUAAAAACUGACACCCCGGAAUGUUUGCCGAGUGUGCGGCGUCAUUGUACAAUUCUAAGGGAAGAAAUAUGCUGAGUAAUCUAAGAUCAUAAGCCCCGGUCUGGGGUUAAGUAACACGGAACACGACUGUAACUGAUAAUUCAACUUCAACACUUCCGGGAGACAAAUAACCAGAACCAGACCCACCUAUCGCUCAUGCUCUGAUUGCUUUCGGAUAAACCCUUUUCUUUUCUUUUUCGAACGCAAGCGAUGGAAAAAAAACGGCCGGGGCAACUA